UUUCUUUGAAAAUGAAAUGAGUGAGAUUUACCUCUGGCACAUGCACUCUUUAAUGGCUGUAUUUCACACACACAUUCAAACAAUUGGAUGGUCUUGAGUGAAAUGCCAAACUGGACUGAUGUGGAACCUUGUGUUGUAUACUUGAUAGACAAGGGAAUAGAGCUUGAUGAUGUAAAGUGCUUUGACCAAGUUUGUAAGUUGAGGCAGUUUGUAGAAAGGAACAAGAAUGAUGAAGACUUCAGUAAAUUACCAGCACAUAAAAAAUGGACCAGAUACUUUGAAGCAUCAAAGAAUAUUGAAUGCCACUCAGAACUGCUCAGAAUUGCACAAUUUUUUUUUGCUGUAACAUCCCACAAUGCUAAUGUGGAGCGAGUCUUUUCGCUGAUGCAAAGUCAGCGGACGAAGGAAAGGAACAAGCUGAGUGUUGAUACAAUGAAAAGUAUUCUGACUGUACAGUACAACUACCGAGAGACCUCUUGGGCUGACUUCUUCCACUUUUUAAAGUCCAACAAGGAACUACUUAAAAAUAUAAGAUCUACAGAAAAAUAUACAUCGGCACAUCAAGCAACACACACAGUGGUUGAAGAAGAGUUAGAAGACAGCAACUAAGUGGAAAAACGGAAUUCAAGAUUAUCAGCCAUAUGCAAAGAAGCUCCAAAAAAGAAAAUCUCUCACACGCGUCCUCUCUGGUACUGUUAAUCUCUCGUUGACAUUCCUGAGAGGAAUGUCAACGAGAGAUUAACAAUACGCAAAACAUUCUUGACCUUUUCCUGACCUCUAAUCCAUCUGCUUAUGCUGUCACCCUUUCUCCGUUGGGCUCCUCCGAUCACAAUCUCAUAUCUUUAUCUUGUCCUAUCGCUCCAAUCCCUCCUCAGGAUCCCCCUAAGCGAAGGUGCCUCUGGCGUUUUGCCUCUGCUAGUUGGGGGGACCUGAGGAGGUAUUUUGCUGGUUUUCCUUGGAAUGACUACUGCUUCUGUGUCAGAGACCCAUCUUUGUGUGCUGAGCGCAUAACAGAGGUGAUAGUGUCUGGCAUGGAGGCGUACAUUCCUCACUCUUUUUCUCGUCCUAAACCUUCUGAACCUUGGUUUAACACAGCUUGUUCUCGUGCUAUACAUGAUAGAGAAGUGUUCCACUCAUACUGCUCUUCUAGACAGGGUGGAAUCAAAAGCUUUUCGUCUCAUCAACUCCUCUCCUCUAACUGACUGUCUUCAGUAUGAGGGUAUUACUGCUGACUCUGCUGGUGACGAGAUGUGUGUGUCAGAUGAUAAUGCAAGAGGCACAGGUGACAGGAACAGGUGAGGGAAGGCAAGAUGCCUCCUCAGCACCACAACCGCCCCCCCCAAACUUGGUCUUGCUGCUGGCGGAUGACCUGGGUUACGGUGACCUCCGCAUCUCAGGUCAUCCCACCUCCAGAACACCAGUGAUUGACAAGCUGGCCAGGGAGAGUCGCUUCUUUACUCAGCAUUAUGUCACCAGUCCUGUCUGUAGCCCCUCACGGGCUUCUGUCCUGACGGGACGGUUGCAGGUCCGAAAUGGGGUGUAUCCGGGAACAUUUGUCCCCAGUAGCAUCCUUGGUCUGCCCCGCAGUGAGACCACCAUCGCUGCCCUCCUCAAGAGCAAGGGUUACCGCACCAUGAUAGCCGGGAAGUGGCACCUUGGAGUGGGACGUGAGGGGGAGUACCUGCCCACACACUACGGCUUUGACCACUACCUGGGCCUGCCGUACUCCCAUGACAUGUGUCCCUGCCUCACCUGCUUUCCGGGCCCCCUCCCCUGCCAUGACACCUGCUGGGAUCACCAGGUCUCAUGUCCACUCUACAGCAAUAACACCAUCAUAGAGCAGCCAGUUGACCUUCUCUCCCUGACUCAUCGCCUCGUCAAAGCAGCCAUCACCUUCAUUGCUGAUGCUGCUACCUCAGGGGAGCCUUUCUUUCUCUACUUCCCCUUCUUGCAUAUCCACCAUCCACAGUUUGCCCCAGAGAAAUUUGCAGGGCAGAGUGCACGAGGGACAGUGGGGGACUCCCUGUACGAGCUGGACUGGGCGGUGGGACAGGUGGUGGAGGCCCUGCGUCACCACAACCUGCUCUCUAACACACUCCUCUGGUUCUCUUCAGAUAAUGGCCCCAGUUUGUCGAGGCAUGAGCGAGGGGGCUGUGCAGGGCUGCUGCGCUGUGGGAAGGGCACAACCAUGGAGGGAGGCGUGCGAGUCCCUGCAUUUGUACACUGGCCCACACGCAUAUCCCCUGGUUCCAGUGAUGGCUUGGUAUCAGCUGUAGACUUCCUACCAACAGUGGCCUCUCUCUCUGGCCUCAGCACCUCAGGUCUCACUCUUGAUGGCGUGGACAUCUCCCCUCUGCUCUGGGACCCCCUUGCUGUGAGCCCCAGGAGGUACAUGCCCAUCUACCCAGAGAGCCCCACCCCCACUGAGGGCCCCUUUGCAGUGACCAAUGGCACCUACAAGGCACACUUCUACACCAAGGGAUCAGAUCUGUCAGAUUCAAGUAACUUUGACCCAUUGUGCCCAGGGAGUCACAGGCUGACCAAACAUGACCCACCCCUCCUCUUCAACCUGCACCGUGACCCUGGGGAGCGGUAUGACCUCUCUGCUGACCCCGAGAAGAGUGAGCUCCUGAGGGACUUCACAGCGUGGCGGGAGGAGCACAUGAGGGGUAUGACAUGGGACAUCCCUCGCACUCAGCUCCAGGACCCCCUCGCCCAACCCUGCUGCACUUCCCCCUCCUGCACCCCCUUCCCCAAGUGCUGUGACUGCCCCACCUCGUCCCCCAGCGCUGCACCACAGCCUGCUAAGCCUGACACCUCCCUUAAUGCUAUAACAGCACACACAUCUUCCCUCAGCUGCAUUGAAAGAGAGAAAAGGAAGGAGAGACAUGAUAAGUGGUUAAUUUUCUUCACUCAGUUUAUUUAAGUCUUUCUCCACUCUUACUAAAUUCUAUCAUAUUGCUUUUAAUGUCUUUCCCCAUUUUGUAUUCUCACAUUAUGAAGGAACGGCUUUGUAGGAGUGUGUGGCCAACUGUGCUAUGCCUAACCUGUUCCUUUCCAUCAGAGGCUGACAGGGGUAAGAAUGAGAGUGAUUGUGUGUGUGGUGGGAGGGAGGGUUGCUUUGUCUGGGCCACCCUCUCUGUGAUUGCUGGCCUGGUGUAUAUGACAGAUUUUGUAUCCUGUUCAAAUAUAUUACUUAAACUGUCUAGAGCCAUAU
Molecule: messenger RNA, 3217 nt
Organism: Scylla paramamosain (green mud crab)
Lineage: Eukaryota; Metazoa; Arthropoda; Malacostraca; Decapoda; Portunidae
Product: arylsulfatase A-like
Exons: 12
Coding region: 1214-2926 (570 amino acids)
Molecular function (GO): arylsulfatase activity
Source: RefSeq, a predicted model, not a curated record